Chaetomium globosum CBS 148.51 is the source of this 1020-nucleotide messenger RNA. RefSeq lists its product as uncharacterized. NCBI's taxonomy places the organism in Eukaryota, Fungi, Ascomycota, Sordariomycetes, Sordariales, Chaetomiaceae. Bases 1 to 1020 code for a protein of 339 amino acids. Gene Ontology annotation, biological process: RNA processing. Gene Ontology annotation, cellular component: nucleus. The record is from RefSeq and is a predicted model, not a curated record. Gene Ontology annotation, molecular function: mRNA binding. The transcript has 4 exons.
AUGAGCGACGCCGCCAUCAAGGAGCAGACCGAGGCUGUCACUGCGGCCGCUGAAGUGCAGCCUGUGGAGGAGACGGCCACCGCCGUCGAAAAAGCCGACGAUGGUGUGCAAGACGCGAAGAAUGGCGAGGACAAGAAGGCCGAAGGCAUUCUGAAGACGACCGCCAGAAUCAACCACAAGGAUUUUAAGCAGAAUCGGAAGUACGACCCGACCACCCAGCCCGUGUCGGAUGAUCCCGUCAAGAUCCGCGCCCAGGUUGAAUUCUACUUCAGCGAUAGCAACCUGCCGACCGACAAGUUCAUGUGGGAGAGCACCGGCGGCGAGGAGAACAAGCCCAUGCCGCUCAAGACCAUCGCCAGCUUCAAGCGCAUGCGCCAGUUCCAGCCCUACAGCGCCGUCGUUGCCGCCUUGCGCGAAAGCACCUUCCUCGAUAUCGAAGGCGAGGAGGGCGAGGAGACGCUCAAGCGCAAGACGCCCUACGUGUCAUCCAACGACGCCCAGCGGGCCCGCGUGGCCGCGUCUGUCUAUGCGAAGGGCUUCGGGGACGAGGAGGCGUCUACCCAGCAGAUCAAGGCGGGCGAGAUCGAGCCCAACACCAACCGGCGCAACGCUUUCUUCGAAGGCAAGGACCGUGGGUCCGAUCGCCGCGGGCGCGGGGGCCGGGGUGGCUGGGGUCGUGACGACCGCAACGGCCGCGAGGGCAAGUCAGAGGGAGGUGAGAACGGCCACAGGAACGGCUUCAAGGGCGGGCGGGGCCGUGGCAGGGGAGGGAGGGGCGGGCGUGGUUUUCGCGGUGGCCGUGGUGGCGGCCGUGGCCGGGACAACAACAACCGGGACCGUGACGAGAAGAAGAGCGAGGAGACCCGGCAGAACACCAACGAUGUCCAGAUGCCUACCAUUCAAUCCACCGCCACCAAGAACGGCGACACCAACGGCAAGCGGGCCCGCGAGGAUGACAGCGGCGAGGCGCCCCCGGCGAAGAAGGUCGAUAGCAAGCCGGAAGCUGUUGCGGCGCAAUAG